This is a messenger RNA of Paraglomus brasilianum, 702 nucleotides long. The record is from the annotation of a GenBank genome assembly. NCBI's taxonomy places the organism in Eukaryota, Fungi, Glomeromycota, Glomeromycetes, Paraglomerales, Paraglomeraceae.
AUGCUCUCCACAAUCUCCAAACGUGUCCCUCUUACGAGGUCCAAUUUCAUUUCUCUUCCCGUUCUCGCAUUUUAUACUCCCUAUCCCAAAUCGCGCCUUUAUUCAACUUUCAAUUCCACACGGACAUACUCUACUACAUCCACAUCAACAAGCGCAUCCGAAGAGCCGAUAACAAUUUAUGAAGGCCCAUUUGCAACAGCCGCGAAACGAUUAAAGAUGUUUUCCUUCUCAUCGCUGGGACUCACACUUGUGCUUACUCCAGCGUUGUUCUUAAGUGAUGCUGCUAUUGGGAUAGCGCCGAGAACUACAAUGGCCGCUGUUGCUCUCUUCACAAGCACGGCCUCAACGCUGGCGAUUCACUGGUGUCUGUCACCAUAUGUCGCCCGCGUUAGUGUUCCCAAACCUUCUCUCGGUCAAGUGCCUACAUUAACUCCAGACACCCCAAUAACGUUCGAAACACUCUCACUUACGGCACGACCAGUGUAUACAACAGUUCCACUACGAUCACUCGAACCUUCUACGAGGAUGUUUACUACGUGGAAAGUGAAAAAAGAAUGUGAACAUAUGAUACAAGCAAGAAAUAAGAAAGGAAAAAGAGCUGCAGGGCAGAAAACCUUUUUCUUACAUUUAGAGCUAUUAGAGGGAAGUAAAUAUUAUGAUAAAGGCGGAGGAGAAUUGGCUAGAAUUGUCAGGAUCGGAUGA